Syzygium oleosum is the source of this 983-nucleotide messenger RNA. RefSeq names its product probable glutathione peroxidase 5. The coding region runs from base 56 to 694 and encodes 212 amino acids. The transcript is spliced from 5 exons. Gene Ontology annotation, biological process: response to oxidative stress. NCBI's taxonomy places the organism in Eukaryota, Viridiplantae, Streptophyta, Magnoliopsida, Myrtales, Myrtaceae. Gene Ontology annotation, molecular function: glutathione peroxidase activity. The record is from RefSeq and is a predicted model, not a curated record.
ACCGAUCCGUUCCAUUUUCGCGAACAGACAAGAAGAAGAAGAAGAAGCAGUGGAAAUGGGCGCCGCCCAAUCCGCGGACGAGAAAUCGCUCCACGAGUUCGUCGUCAAGGUGGGUGGCUACACAAGAUCGUUCGCAAGUGGUUCGGGAAUCUCUCGUUCUCGGCGCUCGAGAUUUACCGUCGGAUCGCGCGACGUUUUGAUGUGGGUGCUGAUGAUGGUGGUGAUGACGAUGCAGGACAGCAAAGGCGAUGAGGUGUAUCUCAGAGCUUACGAAGGGAAGGUUCUUCUCGUCGUUAACGUUGCUUCCAAUUGUGGGUUUACCAAACAGAAUUACACUCAGCUCACUGAACUGCACAACAGGUACAAGGAUAAAGGAUUCGAAAUCUUGGCAUUUCCAUGCAACCAAUUUCUUGGACAAGAGCCAACAACUAGUCAGGAGGUGCAAAAAUUUGCUUGUGACAGAUAUAAAGUCGAAUUUCCAAUUUUCCAGAAGGUUUGCGUCAAUGGGCAAGAAACAGCGCCCCUCUACAAGUACCUCAAAGCACGUAAAACUGGAUUUUUUGGUUCAAGAAUAAAAUGGAACUUCACCAAGUUUCUAAUAGACAAGGAAGGGCGAGUCAUCAGCCGCUACGGGACAACCACACCUCCACUCGCCAUCGAGGAAGACAUCCAGAAAGCAUUGGGAGUGGCAUGAUUGUCACUCUGUGGCCUAUCGAAGUUAUAGAAUUUGGUUUAACGUGUCAUGACUAGGAGGCAGAAUAAAGUAUAUGAAAGUAGUAGAAGUUUCUGUUGCUGUGACUGAUUAUUACCAUACCAAGUGCUUAUUUUCUAAGUUUAUUCUCACAAUGAUUUAUUUCUGUUAACAUUACCUGGUUGGGUUAACCCUGAAUAUUUUGUUAAACACGUUUUAGAUGUGGAAAGAAGGCGCUGUUGUUAGACAAGAUUCAUUUAUUCUUUGAAAUUCUACAGAUUCGGAUUCUGAA